Molecule: messenger RNA, 4430 nt
Organism: Pygocentrus nattereri (red-bellied piranha)
Lineage: Eukaryota; Metazoa; Chordata; Actinopteri; Characiformes; Serrasalmidae
Exons: 11
Coding region: 54-2498 (814 amino acids)
Cellular component (GO): membrane
Source: RefSeq, a predicted model, not a curated record
CAAAGUCAGCAGCAGUGAACACUAGUAUAAAUCAAACGGAUCAAGGCUCGAACAUGGAUCCAAGGCCCAGGAUGCUGAGACCUCAUCUCAUUUUAAUACUCGCAGUCAUUGUUCUUGAUGGUACCAUGUUGGCUGACAGCUUAAAUAUAAGACUUGUCAAUCCAAAUGGCUUCUGUUCUGGUAGAGUGGAAAUCUAUCAUAACGGCCAGUGGGGAACAGUAUGUGAUGAUGACUGGGACAUGAAUGAUGCAGCAGUGGUGUGCAGAGAGAUGGGAUGUGGCACAGCGGUCAGCGCCCCUCACAGUGCCCACUUUGGUCAGGGAAGUGACCCAAUACUUCUGGAUGAUGUUGGUUGUUUUGGAAAUGAAAGCUCCAUCACAGCAUGCAGUCAUAAUGGAUUUGGCGAACACGACUGUAGUCAUGGUGAAGACGCUGGUGUGAUUUGCUCAGGUCCUGAUGAGAUCAGGUUGGUGAAUGGUAAGAUUCGCUGUUGUGGCAGAGUGGAAAUCCAGCACAACGGCCAGUGGGGAACAGUAUGUGAUGAUGACUGGGACAUCAAUGAUGCGGAGGUGGUGUGCAGACAGAUGGGAUGUGGCAAAGCAGUCAGCGCACCACACAGUGCCCAUUUUGGUCAGGGAAGUGAACCAAUAUUGCUGGAUGAUGUUGGAUGUAGUGGCACUGAGAGCAACUUAACUCAAUGUUCACACAGAGGUUUUGGAACUCACAACUGUGGACAUCAAGAAGAUGCUGGAGUUGUUUGCUCAAUACUACAGAGUCCCUCACUCACCCUGACCUCAUCUCACUCUGCUGUAUCUGCUGGAGAGACUGUUCAGUUCAGAUGUGUCUCGCCGAGCCCAACCUGCAUCUCUGCAGACUUUCGUUUGUACAGAAAUGGGCAAUCGAUAAAAUCCCAAAAAGCUGAAUCUUCAACAACAUUUGUUUUGACUGUGGAUUCCUCACAUCAGGGUCAGUACAGCUGUGACUAUUCAUUCCAGGGAAGUAGCUCCAUCACAUCCUCCAGGAGCAGCUCCACAGAUCUCACAGUGGUAACUCUACCUGCACCAAGCAUCUCUCUCAGUCCCACCAAAGAAGUCACAUGGGGAGAGAAGGUUGACAUCACCUGCUCUGUACAAACCCAGCUCGCAGGUGGAUUCUUCACUCUGAUAAAGAAUUCUGGGUCAUUUAGAGAGACCAAGAGUGGAACCUCCAUCACCUUCAGUUUAUCAAAAGUGGACUUUGUUCAUGAGGGGUCUUACUACUGCCAGUACCACACCAGAGUGUCCAGUCGUGAUUUCAGUUCUCCACAGAGCAGCUCUGUUCAGUUUUCUGUCGUGGUUACUCUACCCACUCCACACAUCUCCCUCAGUCCCAUCAAAGAGGUCACAUGGGGAGAGAAGGUUGACAUCACCUGCGCUGUAGAAACCCAGUUCACAGGUGGAUCCUUCACUCUGAUACAGAACUCUGGGUCAUUUAGAGAGACCAAGAGUGGAACCUCCGUCACCUUCAGUUUACCAAAAGUGGACUUUGUUCAUGAGGGGUCUUACUACUGCCAGUACCAGACAAGAGUGUCCAGUCGUGAUUUCAGUUCUCCACAGAGCAGCUCUGUUCGUUUCUCUGUUGUAGUGAACUUGCUGCAGCCCAAUAUCUCCUUCAGUGCUCCUGAUGGAAGGUCCCAUUGGUGGCUUCAAGGGUCAGAGGCGACCAGGGGCUACAGCUUCUCCAUCAUCUGCUCCACCAAACCACAGUAUCCAGGAGGCUCCUUCCACUUGGAGUACAGUGGAUCCAAAAUCACCAUCACCAGAACUCAAUCAGCUGUUAACCACUCAACCACCUUCUUCUAUCCUGAGGCAGAUUUUGUCCACCAAGGAAGCUUCAGCUGUGUUUAUGAAGUCACUGUGUCUUCACGCACCUUUAGCUCUCCUACCACUGAACUCUUGGUUGUCUCUGUGAAAGUGUCACCAGUUCCCUUCAUCGCUUCUGGAGUGACAGCAGGACUGUUACUCAUGUUAGUGCCAAUCAUAAUUUUCUUCAUGAAGAGAAACAAAAACCAAAAAGAUCAUCAGAUGGCCGUGAAGACGGAUCAUAGACUUCGUGCCAGAAACACAUAUGGGGUUACCGGAGGAAACAAUGAGAUGGAUGAUGAAGAUUAUGAAAAUGCAGAAACUGUUUUUCACCAAAAAGAAGAUUCAGAUGAUUCUGAUGAGGACUAUGUUAACAUAGAUGUUGAUGUCAAAACUAAGGCAGUGGUCAGUUAUGGAGGUGCCAAAACCACAUGUGAGAUCACCAAUAGAGGGAACGAGACAGAUGAUGAUGAUGAUGAUGACUACGAUGAUUAUGAAAAUACAGAAGUCACUGUCCAGAAAAUGGACCAGAGAUCAGACCAGAGAGAGGAUUCAGACGUGUCUGACGAGGACUACAUCAACAUAGAUGAAGAAGCAGAGAAACUGGCCGUGGACAAUGACUAUGAGGAUGAACAAAUUCAUGCAAACACGGAUUAGUGUGGUAAACUAAACAAUUUCACAUGUGUCACUGUAAUUCAAACGCACUUUAACAGCAUCAGGAUAAAAAUAGUCAGUCAUUUUUUACAGUUAUUUAUAAAGAUGAGGAGGGGAGACCAGGGCUACCUCAGUCUGUAAAAUUCAGUGCUUGUUUGCACAAUACUUUUCAAACAUUCAUGCAACAUGCACUUAUUUGUCUGUAGCAAAUAGCAGUGAUAUACGAACACGCUUGAAUACUUAAUACCAACAGUGAUAGAAAGCAUGCCCACAAAGUGAUAUCUACCAGAGAAAUAGUUCAAGUUCAAAGCAUCAAACAAAAGAACAGAUAUUUAAAGUGUUAUUAGUGUAAACAUUUAAUCACAUAACACUGUGUGUAAGUGUGGUGCUAAAGACCUAUUCUCACCAAGUACGAUUUUUGGGGAUUUUUUUCUUUUUACAUAGCGGAGCCUUUACACAAAGUCUGACACUCUGAGAAUGUGGGAGGAGAACAGAAGAGAAAUGCUGAAUUGGUAAUAGUGAUUAUAAACUAAAGUUGUUUAAGCAAUGCAACUAAAAGGCAGACACAGUGGACUCAAAAUCAACCAAGCAUUAACAGACUAGGAUACACCCUGGCAGAGGUGCACAACAUAAUGAUAUUUGCAGGCACUGGCAGUUUAGUGGUUAGAGCUGUGGCUGAUUGAUCACUGGGUUAUGGUUUCAAUAAAUGGGUCUUCAAAAUUGCCACUGUUUGGGCCACUGAGCAAUGCAUUUAACCCUCCCUCCUCCAGGGGCCGCGUAUCAUUGCCGAGUCUGCGCUAAAAAUACUUGCUACUACUGCUUGUUAUCUGUUCUGCAGCUAUUCAGAGAAUGGAUCUCAACUUGUCAGUCUGAUUUUAAAAUGCUGGAUCUGAUUAAUAAUGUUACAGCAGUUUUACACACAAUGUAAAAGGUGGUGUUAAUAUGUAUAUAUUCAUUUUCAAACCCUGAUAAGUGUUUAUUUUGUCCAUUAAAAUGAAGUCAGUGCUCGAAUUUGCAACCAGGGAUCACAAGUUUGAGCCCUGUUGAUGCUACAGCCGUCCAUGGCUGGGAGUCCAAGAGAGCGCAACUUGCCUCGCGUUUACCAAGACGAUGCUAGUCAGCGCAGGUUUAUGUUAGCGGAUGUAAUAGAUCUGGUGGUUGGUGCUGUCCAAUGAUGUUGCAUGACUGGCAGUUCGAAAAGAGGCAGAGGCACUUCAAAGUUCUCAGAGGAAACCUGUGUUAGCCUUCACCCUCCUAGCAUUGGUAGCACUGUGUAAUUGAGGGAGUCAUAACUAGCGAGUGGAAUUAGAGACGACUAAAUUGGGGAGGGGGGGAGCAGAUGACGACGCUUACCUUACUUGAAAUGUGAUUAAGCCUGUGGUUCCUUGGCUAGUUUCCUAUACAUUACUUGAAAUGUAACGACUGUCAGUCACGACAUUGCUAGGUUAGGAUGUACUUAAACUAGCAAACUCUGCUGGAGUGCAUUCAGGACUAUAGUAGGCCACACCAAGUAAGAACAUUUAACCUCAAUUAAUAAGUAGCAUGAUAUGAUUUAAUUAUCCAGACAUGAGGUUUUACUUUCGUACUUUAAUUUUUUUUUUUUUCCAUGUACAUAGUGUUUCACAGAAAGUCAGCUUAGGAGGGCAACUGUAUCAACAAUAGUGAUAAAUUACGUUUGAUAUUAAACUAUAUUUGACAUGUGAAACUACGCAAGGUAUUUUGUCUGUUUGAAUCUUCAAUAUCUACAUUUAAGCCAGAGCUCAAAUGCUAAUGCUUAGUGCUAACAAAACAUAGGACUAAAUGAACAAAGCCUACAGUAAAUACUCUGUAAAUACUUUACAGUUCAUAAAAAGUUGCAUGCAGAUUUGACGUUGCAAUUACUAGUAUUUCAUUAUUUUUAACCAAUUUUUAAUUUGCACUUUAUACAACAAUGAA